AUGGCCUUCUUCUGUGUGUGUGUUUUGGGGUCCCGGGGAGAGCCGGGCCUGACCUACGUCUCCGAGUACUUCUCCCAGAGUGCCCAGCGGCUCUCCUUCUACAGCUGGUAUGGCAACGCCAAACUCUUCCGCUUCCGCAUCCCGGAGGACACCGUCCUGCUGCGCUGGCUCCUGCAGGCCUCCCGGGGGAGCGGCCCCGAGUGCGGAAGGACCCAGGUUACCAUCCACUUCCGUUACGGGGCCCCGCCCGUCAUCAACCCUCUGGGCACGCGGUUCCCGGCCAACAUGAGCCUGCCGGGCUCCUACAGCCAGACCUUGCCCCUGGCGGGCGCUCUGCAGAACGCCACCUUCCUCAACCUCACCAGCCCCGCGGCGGGGGACUGGUUUGUCCUGGCGCACCUGCCGGAGGCCACGGGCAGGAUCGAGGUCAAGGGCUUCUCCGCCCCGUGUGCCUACACCUUCCAGCCGGACCUGUUUGUGCUGCGCGUCCUGGAGGUGCCCAGCCUGCAGCCGGACCUCCCCUCCUGGCAGACCCUCUCCCGCCCAGCUUGGCCGCUCCACGCCAAGGUCUUUGUCCCGGCGUACAGCACUGCCCUGAAGGUUGAGCUGCGAAGCUGCACGGCGAACCUUUCCGUGGCCUGCGCCCUGCGUGUCACGCUGGGCUCCGCCACGCUGCCACGGUCCUUCCAGAAGGUGCUCAACUGCACGGGGGGAGCCUUCCCCUGCAGCCUGCUCCUGGCCUCGCCGCCCUGGGAAAGGUGGCUGCGCAUCACGGUGGAGAGCCUCAGCGGGCCCAGCGCCAGCCUCACCUUCCAGCUGGUGGCCUCCCUCACAGCGUGCAAGCCCGGGGGCGCCAGCACCUUCUUGGCCUUCUACCAGAGCCUGAACCGAAGCCAGGCUGUGCCGGCAGCAGGAGGCAGCCUGAACGCCACGUGGCAGGCGGGGGCCGGCGCCUCUGCUCUGGGGAGCUCUUGCCUGCGCAGCCAGCCGGUCGUCCGGGAGGACCUGGACGUGGUGUCGGUGGCGUUCCGGGUCCUCGGGGAGCCCGGCGUGCCCGUCCGGCCUCAGGUGCCCACCCUGCUCCUUUUCAACCUGAACUCGGGCACGGACAGCGGGGGCACGCUGGUCCUCGGCCUGCGGCUGAACCAGCAGCUGCCUUUGCCCUUCGUGCCCGCAGCAUUCUCCCAGGGCUACCCGCUGAACGUGUCGGGGUCCUCGACGGAAGCCGCGCUCAGCAUCCCCUACCCAGAGUCGGACUACUGGUUCCUGACCCUGCAGCUCCUCUGCCCGAAGGACGGCGGGGAAUGUGCCCCAGCCCUGGUGACGGUCACCGCCUUCCUCAGCCCUUGCUUUGAGGACUGCGGGGUGUACGGGCACUGCAGCUUCCUGAGACGCCACGGCUACGUCUACGCUGGGUGCAGCUGCAAGGCCGGCUGGAGCGGGUGGGGCUGCACAGACGGCUCGCAGGCCCAGUCCAUUGGCACCCAGACGCUGGCCACCCUCCUGCUGACGCUCAGCAACCUGAUGUUCCUGCCCGCCCUUGCCGUGGCCCUGUACGGCUACCACUUGGUCGAGGCCUCGGUGUAUCUCUUCACCAUGUUCUUCUCCACGUUCUACCACGCCUGCGACCAGCCCGGGGUGGCCGUGCUGUGCAUCAUGGACUACGACACGCUGCAGUUCUGCGACUUCCUGGGCUCCGUGGUCUCCAUUUGGGUCACCAUUCUGUGCAUGGCCCAGCUGAAGAAAAUGCUGAGAUACGUCCUCGGGGUGCUGGGGACCCUCUUCAUCGCCAUGUCUCUGCAGCUGGACCGGAGAGGGGUUUGGAACAUGAUGGGGCCCUGCCUCUUUGCCUUCAUCAUCAUGACCUCAGUCUGGGCCUACCGUGGUGUGAAGCGCCGCCACUGUUACCCACCCUCCUGGAAGCGCUGGGCCUUCUUCCUCUUCCCUGGCAUCAGCUUGGCCCUCAUCGCCCUGGCAGUCUAUGCAUUCAUGGAGACGAAUGAGAAUUACUAUUACACCCACAGCCUGUGGCACGUCCUCAUGGCCGGCAGCGUGGCCUUCCUCCUCCCCCCAGGAGACAGACCCAAGCGGCUGUGGGCGUGGUCGCGCAAGCUCCUCUGCGGCUACCAGAUCUGCAAGAACGACCGGGAAGAGCUCUACGCGGUGACGUGACUGACGGUCCUCCCGCCGCAGCGCCUGCCGGGCUUCUCUGAGAGAUUGGCGGAUGCCUUUCCAAAGGCCACCGGACCGUGUGUGAGACGGGCUGCUGGCCGAGCCAACCGGGCAAAGAGCUUGGGGGCGAGGGAGCGGGCUCUGCCAGGCCUCACGAAAGGCUACCAGGGCUGUGUAGACUUUCUGUUCAGCGGAGGGUUUGUGAGCCUGGUCAGACUCUCCAGCUCGCAGCCGCCCCUGGCUCCAGCCACAUGGCUGAGGCACAAGAACCACCCCGAGGAAACAAAGCUGCGAGGGGCAGUGGGGACCUGACAGAUGGCGACACGGAGCUUCCUGCCGCUCACCCCACCGGAGAAGGAAAGGGUGGGGGUGGGGACUCACCCCCGAUCCCUUUUUCUCUCUGUGUCGCCUCCCUGGAGACAGGAGAUGCCGGCCGGGGCUGCUGCAGGAGCCUUUGCUUACGCAGCCCCUGGGGAGACGGGAGGGUCCUGGGGGGGGGGGGGGGAUGUGAUAAGCUUGGUGUGUGCACGUCAGACCAGACCAGCUCCCACUAAGUGGGCGUCCCUCAGGGAAGUGUUUCGGUUGUUCAGGAUCACGGUGUCCUGAACAGCCCCGUCUGGUUGGCUGUGAUGACCCAGUUCUGCUCACGAGCUCUCUCGGUCACUUUGUGUUUCCGUUCCGUUUUUUGCACAAGACUGUGCUUGGCAGCACUGAGGCCGAUACGGUGGCUCCGUGCCUUUUGCAGCGAUUGCUGUGGGGUGUGAAUCCAGGCGGGACUGAGGUGGGACCUGCCCUGGAUGAAACCGAGCCAGGCGGCUGCCGCCUCUCGGGAGGACCGGGAUUCAGCAUAAAAAUCCCGAGCCACUGGGGAGCCACGUGGCUUCCCCUUUGGUGGCCUCCUCACCCCGCUGGGCUUGUUGCAGGUCGGUGGACUCCACGCACCCAGUUCCCGCCCCGUCCCUGCUUGAGGUGUCUCGAGGAGUUCAGGGCUGGCACUAGCGGAGCUGGAGUUGGCUGUCCUCCCCCUCCCCUCCCCUCCCCUCCCCCUUUCAAAGAUGUCUUUUGCACAAACGAGGUGAAGAAGAAGUGGGUUAGGGUCUUUGUGGAGCAAUAACAGUUGAUGAAGUGGAAGGGCCUUCCCGGCCGUCCCCUUUGAUUCUUGCCGCUGAUUUCAUUCUGUUUUGGUUUUUGGUCCCUACAGGAAAUAAAGGGAAUGUG
Messenger RNA from Gekko japonicus, 3390 nucleotides. RefSeq names its product transmembrane protein 8A (gene PGAP6). Gene Ontology annotation, cellular component: plasma membrane. The record is from RefSeq and is a predicted model, not a curated record. Lineage: Eukaryota; Metazoa; Chordata; Lepidosauria; Squamata; Gekkonidae. Bases 1 to 2172 code for a protein of 723 amino acids. The transcript has 12 exons.